Molecule: messenger RNA, 4807 nt
Organism: Rhinolophus ferrumequinum (greater horseshoe bat)
Lineage: Eukaryota; Metazoa; Chordata; Mammalia; Chiroptera; Rhinolophidae
Gene: ZBTB11
Product: zinc finger and BTB domain containing 11
Biological process (GO): regulation of cytokine production; negative regulation of transcription by RNA polymerase II; regulation of immune system process
Molecular function (GO): protein binding
Source: RefSeq, a predicted model, not a curated record
UUAAUCUUACCUUUUAUACUGACUUUUAAAGGACAUGAUUUCAUAGCAGAGGAGUGGUAGUGCUGGCACAGCACACACACAGGCCUUGGAAGGUGGGUUUGGAUAUCUACCCACGGCGGGAGGGUGUAUCUCCACUUCUAAUUCCUUCUCCCUCCCCAAUCUGUAGUCUCAGUCUGUGGAUUGAGUGACCCGAAGUAAAUCCCAGGACUGGCAGUUCUGUCUUUCCUCUGGGCCUGGGAGCUCACCUACCUACAGACAGAAUCUUUCAAGGAUGUUGCCUCAGGUAUCCGGGUCAUCUAUAAACUUCUGCAACCCCCACCUCAAGUACCAUGGAGACAGUGCAUCCUGUUGUGUGAAGCCACUGCAUUCACCUUUCUGCCCUUCACCUAUGUCCACAAAGGUCAAGGAGCCUCACCCAUCAACUGCAGAUUCCAGGGUUGGUCUGGAGCCUGCAGGACCCAGCAAAGCAACACCAGUGCCUUAGGAAGGUGUCGGCCUGUGGCUCUUGUCUGCAAUGCAGGUCCAACCCAGAGACCGGUAAGCAAGACCACUGCUUUGGACUACAAGUUAAAAAAUCCUACACUGAACGUUGGAAAAUGCUGUUCAAGGCUCCUAGGCCUUUUGUGCAUUCAGUAUACGUUGGGUGUAAUAUGGAGAAAAUUUCCCCAAAUGUGUAUUAAAAAUAUGUAAAUGAGCUAUAAAAAUAGUGCUAUUCUCUCCCCACUCCUUGCCAACAUGAUUGCCUUCAUAUGUAGAAAACUGUCACCAUAUAAACGGAUCAUUCCAGAAAAACCCCGACUAUUCAUGGUAGUUUGGAGCCAGUGGUUUUAAGUUUGGAAAUUAACAGCUCCUAUCAUCGAGAGACUUAGAUUUUUAUAACAUUAACUGGAAGCUACAUUUCCGUGUGAAUGGGGUUUUCCUUCGUCUUGUGUCCAUAGGCUAACAUCAUACUUGGAACCUUAAAACCUGAUGCUGUUAGAUUGUCGGUGUCUCAGAAGGUAGAUGGGUGGGGUGGUGGGGGCACUGACUCCUUCAAUCUUGGGGUACCUCGGACGGGAUAACAUUGGUCCACCUGCUCCUACACGUGCUCAGAGCAUGGGAAAGAAGGGCAAAAAUAAAACGGGAGACUGCCAGGACUUAAGAUGUCUGAUCAAAACCACUUCGAUCUCCCAGGAAGGGCCUACCCACUUCCAAGAUGUCCUCCCGCAGCCCUGACGACACUCGGUCGGCUUCAUCAAACCGGGAAAGCCCCAGUGCUCCAAUCAGGGCUCAGUUCCCUCACCCACUGCCCUUCAUUUGCGUCACUUCCGGUGGUGCAGCAGCCCAUUUUGUCAGUCGCCAGUGGAUCCGCGCGCUGGAGAAGUGCAGUUCCCCCUGGAUAGUAACUCGUCAGUUCUCCCUUCGCGCUGCGGGCGCCGUCGAAGAGCACUCACCACAGACAUAGCACGUUCCUCCCCUAUAGUGUAGCUGCUGCUGUUACAUCCGCCUGGAGCUAGUGCGUUGUCUUCCUCUCCCGCUGACAGGCGCCCUCAGGGAGCUGCCGUCAGCGAUGUCAAGCGAGGAAAGCUACCGGGCCAUCCUGCGCUACCUGACGAACGAGUGCGAGCCGUACGCGCCGGGCACCGAGGGCAAUGUCAAGCGUAAAAUCCGCAAGGCGGCCGCCUGCUAUGUGGUGCGCGACGGGACCUUGUACUACCAGCGGCGGCAGCGGCACCGCAAGACCUUCGCGGAGCUGGAAGUGGUGCUGCAGCCCGAGCGGCGCUGGGGGCUCAUCGAGGCGGCGCACCUGGGCCCCGGCGGCACUCACCACACCCAGCAUCAGACCUGGCACGACUUGUCCAAGACGUACUGGUGGCGAGGUAUAUUAAAGCAAGUCAAAGAUUACAUUAAACAGUGUAGCAAAUGCCAGGAGAAACUAGAUCGCUCCCGUCCAAUAUCAGAUACUUCAGAAAUGUUAGAAGAAUUGGGAUUAGACCUUGAAUCUGGAGAAGAAAGUAAUGAAUCAGAGGAUGACCUGAGCAAUUUUACUUCACCUCCAACUACAGCCUCCAAGCGCAAAAAGAAGCCAGUAUCUAAACAUGAACUUGUAUUAGUGGUGAUGAAACGUUCUUCGCCAAAACAUUGUCAGGCUGUCUUAAAACAGCUGAAUGAACAGAGACUCUCCAACCAGUUCUGUGAUGUUACUUUGUUAAUUGAAGGAGAAGAGUACAAAGCUCAUAAAUCUGUUUUGUCAGCUAACAGUGAAUAUUUUCGAGAUCUUUUUAUUGAGAAAGGAGCUGUUUCCAGUCAUGAGGCAGUGGUGGAUCUUUCUGGUUUCUGUAAGGCAAGCUUCCUUCCUUUACUGGAAUUUGCCUAUACUUCUGUGCUAAGUUUUGACUUUUGUAGCAUGGCUGAUGUAGCCAUCUUGGCUCGGCAUCUUUUCAUGUCAGAAGUUUUAGAAAUCUGUGAAAGUGUACAUAAACUAAUGGAAGAGAAGCAGCUAACAGUGUAUAAGAAGGGUGAAGUACAAACAGUUGCAUCUACUCAGGACUUACCAGAACAAAAUGGAGGUACAGCACCUCCUGUGGUUAGCAAUGAAGGAACCACAACAACUUUAUCUGCUGAACUUGGGGAUUGUGAAAUUGUUCUGCUGGUGAAUGGAGACUUGCCAGAAGCUGGGCAGAAUCGAGAGCUAGGACAACAGCCUGAGCCCCAGGUUUCUUCAGAGGCUAAAGCCACUCUGUCACCUCCACCUGUAGGCUGUAUAACUGAUUCCCAACCUGAAAUGGAGUCUGUUGAUUUAGUAACAAAAAACAACCAGACAGAGCUAGAAGCUUUAAACAGCAGAGAAGAUAGCACAGUUUCUAAUAUUUAUCCUAAACUUUCAAAAGAGAAUGUAACUAGUAGCUCUCCAGAAAACAGUGAGAUGGGAAAUGAUACAUCAACUGAGGAUGUCUGUGAUGAAGACAUUCCAGAGCAUAGGCAGAACCUUGGCCCAUCUUUGAACGAUCAGGAAAAUCUGGUUGCAAAGGCAGACCUGGGCCCUGAUGAUGAUACUUACAGAAGCAGGCUUCGACAGCGUUCUAUUGAUGAAGGGGGAUAUAUCCGACUACACAAAGGAAUGGAGAAAAAGCUACAGAAACGGAAAGCCAUUCCCAAGUCAGCAGUUCAACAGGUGGCCCAGAAAUUAGUUCAAAGAGGGAAAAAGAUGAAACAGCCAAAAAGGGAUGCUAAAGAGAAUACUGAAGAAGAAGCAUCUCAUAAAUGUGGGGAAUGUGGAAUGGUUUUUCAGAGAAGAUAUACCCUUAUAAUGCACACACUGAAACAUGAAAGAGCUAGAGAUUACAAAUGUCCAUUGUGUAAAAAACAGUUUCAGUACAGUGCCUCCUUGCGAGCACACCUAAUUCGACAUACCAGAAAAGUUGCGCCCACCUCAUCCGCUUCCAAUUCCACAUCUGCUGAGGCAUCAGGAACACCGGCUGAGAAGGGCAGAACCAAACGAGAAUUUAUAUGUUCCAUAUGUGGAAGGACGUUACCUAAAUUAUAUUCUCUUCGAAUACAUAUGUUAAAGCACACUGGUGUAAAGCCACAUGCAUGCCAGGUCUGUGGAAAGACUUUCAUCUACAAGCAUGGUCUAAAAUUACACCAGAGUCUCCAUCAGUCACAAAAGCAGUUCCAGUGUGAACUAUGUGUUAAGUCAUUUGUUACCAAACGGAGUCUUCAAGAACAUAUGAGUAUUCACACAGGGGAGUCCAAAUACCAUUGCUCAGUUUGUGGAAAGUCUUUUCACAGGGGCUCUGGACUCAGUAAACACCUAAAGAAACACCAGCCAAAGCCUGAGGUUCGAGGCUAUCAUUGUACUCAAUGUGAAAAAAGUUUCUUUGAAGCUAGAGAUCUUCGCCAGCACAUGAACAAACAUCUUGGUGUGAAGCCAUUCCAGUGCCAGUUUUGUGAUAAAUGCUAUAGUUGGAAGAAAGAUUGGUAUUCCCAUGUGAAGUCUCAUUCUGUCACUGAGCCUUACAGGUGUAAUAUAUGUGGCAAAGAAUUUUAUGAAAAAGCCUUGUUCAGAAGGCAUGUGAAGAAAGCUACCCAUGGGAAAAAAGGAAGAGCAAAGCAAAACCUGGAACGGGUGUGUGAACGAUGCGGAAGAAAAUUCACUCAGCUGAGAGAGUAUAGGAGACACAUGAAUAACCAUGAAGGAGUUAAGCCAUUUGAGUGCUUAACAUGUGGAGUAGCUUGGGCUGAUGCCCGAUCCCUAAAACGCCAUGUCAGAACACAUACCGGCGAGCGGCCCUAUGUCUGUCCUGUAUGUAGCGAAGCCUACAUAGAUGCUCGAACGCUCCGUAAACAUAUGACAAAAUUCCACAGAGAUUAUGUGCCUUGCAAAAUUAUGCUGGAAAAAGAUACCCUUCAGUUUCAUAACCAAGGAACUCAAGUGGAGCAUGCUGUGAGCAUCUUAACAGCAGACAUGCAGGAACCCGAAAACAGUGGUCCUCAAGAACUUGAGACUGUGGUAGUGACAGGAGAAACUAUGGAAGCUCUCGAAGCCGUUGCAGCUACUGAAGAGUAUCCAUCUGUAUCUACUCUUUCUGACCAAAGCAUCAUGCAAGUGGUUAAUUAUGUGUUGGCACAGCAGCAAGGACAGAAGCUCUCUGAGGUUGCAGAAGCUAUUCAGACUGUUGAAGUAGAGGUGGCACAUAUUUCGGAAGCAGAAUGAAUAUAGUAAUGGAGAUUGAAAAAGUGCCAUCUCGUAUACUGAACUCACAGAACAUUUGUUUACAGUACUAUGUGACUCUCUGCUGGGAGUUUGUAUGUCAAGACUCUGGGC